AUGUCUAUUCACAAAAUAAUUCGUGCUGUAAAUGAUACUUCAUUCAUACCAACCGGUGACGACCCUUCGUCAGACCAGAGCGGCGGCGGCGGCAGCUUCGAUCCUUCCACUGGCAAUUCCGACCCUUCUUCCUCUUACUCUCCUCCGUUUUCCAAUGAUUCCUUUUAUCCCUCCAAUUAUGAUGAAUUGGACUACCAAGCAAAUGUUGUUUAUAACUUGAACAAUUGGCUCAGCGUAGUCAGCAUCGUCGGAGGAUUAACAGUCUUGAUCGUUAUGAUAUCAAUAUGGCUAUACGACAGGAAGUUGGUUAACAGAGUGUCGCUCAGGCUGACCGCUGUGAUAUCAUUUAUCGAUAUUUUGGCUGCCAUCUCGGUUAUCGUGUAUACGCAAGUGCCAGGAGAAGAUAACAUUGGAUGUAUGAUUCUCGGAUGGACAUUGUCAUUUUUACCCCAAUGUUAUUUAUUUUUAACUGUAAUGAUUGCAUUCAAUUUACAGCUCGUGUUCCUCCACAGACGUAAAGUUGCUUCUUUUUCUGACAAAUGGUAUAUUCCAGUUGCCAUAUUCAUUGCCUUUAUUAUAAAUCUUCCACCUGCCAUUUUCCACGUCUUCGGCUAUGAGUCCUCUAGCAGUUCUUGCUUCUACCGCACAGACGCGUUCUCAACAAAAGAAAUGCUCUACUGGAAGCUCUUUACCUUCAUACUCCCUUGCGCUCUCACAAUGAUAUACUGCACUGUAAUAUUAUCUAUCAUUGUCUUCAAAAUCAAGUUUGUUAACAAAAAGAUAGCGUCAAUUGGAGGUGGAACUUCGUCAAGAAGGAGUGAAAAAGAAAGACAAAAGGAGUUACUGGUGUUAAAGCUAGUCAGUCGCAUUACACUGUACGCCGUUGUACCUCUAAUUACGGUUGGAGGAAUUGUGGUGACUUAUAUGUUUGACGUCGUUGCGCCAGAGACACCAUUCGGGAUUAUUGUCUGGAGUGAUGUUGGCAGUUCUUUACCUGGCUUUUUCAAUUGCCUCGCUUUCCUCUUUGACCCAGCGAUCCACAACGCACUACGCAAAAUCAAAAAGGAUCUCAUUUCGAAAUACGGCCCCAGCUCACCAUUCUCUCCCCCAAUGUCGCCAUUAUCCCCGCUGACAGCAUUCUCGCCUACCAUGGUAGCCUCAUCUAUUAAUUCAAGCAAAUUAUCGUCAACUCACCGUGCAUCAUACAUAAAUGCUAUGCGCGGAGAACUCAAAGAUUUCAAGAGCGAGAACAUGAGGCUAUCGUUUAAUCCUGCGGGAAUGACAAAGUUGGAACAAAGAUUAACAAAGGUCGAAAUAGAACGACGAGAGAAUAGAAGUAAAUUCAUGGUUUGGUUUGUUAGAACCUUUCUCAUUGGUGGUUCAGACCAUCAAAGAACCGAGAUAGGCAGUAAUGGCGUAAAUUCCGGAAAAGACAUUUCCCAACAGUAUCAACAGGGUAGUAUCAGUCAGAAUACUUACACGCCACCAAACGCAGCCGCAUCUCCCACAGUAUUUUCUACGCAGACGAUAAUUUCGGCAGUUCCAUUGGCAAAGAAGAAGAAGAACAAGGGCAAAUGGUUUUUGAAAAAGAAAGAGAGAAAAAGCGAAGCAUCGUUUAUACAAGUUACUGUUUCAAGGACGCCCGAGCCUGAGCCUCAACACAAGAUUAUCGAGAUGUAUAGCGAUAAUGAAGACGAUAACAAAGAUUACUCAAGUGUAUACGAUAAUCUCGACUGUGUCGAUGCGUGUGCUAGUUAUUCAUCCUCUAUCGGUCAAUAUUCAGACACGUUGGCGCCGUCAUUCUCGUCCUUUUUGUCUUCACCAUUCCGGACAAGUACCUCGAGUUUCUCGACCGCGAAGGAUCCAGAUGAGAUUGAGAUUGAGAAGUUGUAG
Molecule: messenger RNA, 1893 nt
Organism: Paraglomus occultum
Lineage: Eukaryota; Fungi; Glomeromycota; Glomeromycetes; Paraglomerales; Paraglomeraceae
Source: the annotation of a GenBank genome assembly